Microstroma glucosiphilum is the source of this 3112-nucleotide messenger RNA. RefSeq names its product putative SEC26. The coding region runs from base 1 to 3006 and encodes 1001 amino acids. The transcript has a single exon. Gene Ontology annotation, cellular component: cytoplasm; COPI vesicle coat. NCBI's taxonomy places the organism in Eukaryota, Fungi, Basidiomycota, Exobasidiomycetes, Microstromatales, Microstromataceae. Gene Ontology annotation, molecular function: structural molecule activity. The record is from RefSeq and is a predicted model, not a curated record. Gene Ontology annotation, biological process: intracellular protein transport; endoplasmic reticulum to Golgi vesicle-mediated transport; intra-Golgi vesicle-mediated transport.
AUGGACACAACUGCGUACACGGUCGUCGCGCCGACCGAGGACUCUGGCGUUGAGCUCACUCCGUCCGAGCUUCGCGGCAUCCUCCAGAAAGCUGAUGACGAGGUCAAGUUGCAGACGCUUCGUAGGAUCAUCGUCUCGAGCCUCAACGGACAAACACAACCAACAUUGCUGAUGCCAAUCAUUCAAUACGUACUCCCAUCGAAGAGUAAGCAGAUCAAGAAGAUGCUGCACUUCUACUGGGAGGUGUGUCCCAAAUACGACGAGAAGGGGGAACUCAAGCAAGAGAUGAUCCUCGUUGUCAAUGCCAUCAGGAACGAUCUCCAGCAUCCCAACGAGUACAUUCGCGGCUCUACGCUACGCUUCCUGCAGAAGAUCAAGGAACCAGAGCUCCUCGAGCCCCUCGUCCCGUCGAUCCGUCUAUGUCUUGAGCAUCGUCACUCUUAUGUGCGCAAGAAUGCCGUAUUCUGUAUCUACUCGAUCUACCAGCGUCAUGAGGCCAUGAUCUCGGAUGCUCCAGAGGUAAUGCUCACCUUCCUGGCAGCCGAAGCUGAUUCGACCUGCAGAAGGAAUGCCUUCAUCCUUCUCUCUCACACAGCACCUACCAAGGCAAUCGAGUACUUGAUGGGCGUCUUCGAGACCAUCGCCAGCAUGGACGAGCUGAUGCAAUUGGCGGUCAUUGAGCUGAUCCGGAAAGAGUGCAAGGGAGAAAGUCGUCACAAAACCAAGUACAUUCGAGCCAUUUCGGAAUUGCUCUCGGCUCCUUCCCAUGCUGUCAAGUACGAAGCAGCCAUCACUUUGACCACCCUGACACAGAAUUCGGCUGCCAUCAAAGCCACCGCUAGCGCUCUCAUCGAGCUGGCAGUCAAGGAGUCCGACAACAACGUGAAGCUCAUCGUCCUCUCUCGUCUUGACGUACUGCGUACAAAGCACGAGCACGUUAUUGACACCCUUGUCAUGGAUCUGCUGCGAGUACUCACAGCUCCAGACAUGGAGGUGCGGCGGAAAGGCCUAGGCAUUGCCCUCCAAAUGGUUUCAAGUCGUAAUGUCGAGGAGGUGGUCCUCCUGUUGCGAAAGGAGCUGAUGAAGACAGUCGAGAAUGCCAACGGUGCAGGAAAUACCACACAGGAGCGCAACAUCGAAUACCGGCAACUGCUCAUUCAGUCCAUCCACCAAUGCGCCAUUCGCUUCUCAGAAGUGGCAUCGAAGGUGGUACACACUCUGAUGGAAUUCCUCGGGGACUCCUCGAAUCCAUCCGCCAUCGACGUCAUCGUCUUCGUGCGAGAAGUCGUUGAGAAGUUCCCUGACCUGCGCUCGACAAUCAUUCAGAAGCUCCUUCAGACAUACCCACAGAUCAAGAGCGGCAAGGUCUUCCGCGGAGCUUUGUGGAUCGUCGGAGAGUACUGCGAAGGAAAGGAUGAGAUUGAAGAUGCGCUGAGUCACAUUAGGCAAGUGGUGGGAGAUGUGCCUAUUCUUGCCGCGGAAGAGCGUCUUCUUCAGCAAGAGGAGUCAAAGGAAAGCAAUGGUCAGCCCGACGAUGAGAGCGCUGCUGCUGUGACGUCGGCAGCGAAGGGGUCAACCGCACGAGUACGGGCCGACGGGACUUACGCAACCGAAACUGCCUUCAACUCGGAGUCGAGCGUGAGCGCACGACUGGAAGCGGUCAAGAAUGCUACCAAACCGCCGCUUCGCUCGCUGAUUCUGCUGGGAGACUUCUACACAGCUACUGUUCUUUCGUCGUCCCUGACCAAGCUCAUCAUGCGCCUCAACGGUCUGUCAGAAGUCGACGCUGGGCACAAGAACGCACGAAGGGCCGAGGCGAUGCUGUUGAUGACUUCGGUUGUCCGGGUCGGUCAGAGCAAAUUUGCGGCCGCUACUAUCGACGAGGACUCACAGGAGCGUAUCCUGGAGUGCAUCGAGACGCUGGCCGGUCUGCAAGCCUCUGAAGGCGGCAGUGUGCAGGACGAUGAUGCUGUGCAGGAAGUGUUCCUGCAUGAUACCAAAGCAGCAUAUGCUAAGAUGGUAGAGGCAGAAGAGAAGAAGAAAGCAGAAAUCAAGGCGCAAGAAAGCAAGGUGAAGCAAGUGCAGCCCGACGAUAUGAUCUCUUUCCGACAGCUGGCCAAGAAGAGUGCAGCAGAAGCCGAGGCAGAGGACGCCGAGCGGGAGCUUACUCAGGCCACUGGAGUCUCAGAGAGGGCCAAGGAGGAUUUUGUCGGCAAGCUCAACAGGGUGGUACAACUUACUGGAUUCUCAGAUUCGGUCUAUGCAGAAGCCUAUGUCAACGUCCAGCAGUUCGACAUCCUUCUUGACGUGCUCAUCGUCAACCAGACAUCGGCAACAUUGCAGAAUCUGGGCAUUGAAUUUGCUACCUUGGGCGAUCUCAAGUUGGUAGAGCGCCCAUCCACACACACGCUCGGCCCCUACGCCUUCCAGUCCAUCAAGGCCACCAUCAAGGUCAGCUCGACGGAGACUGGAGUUAUCUUUGGCAACAUCAUCUACGAAGUUACCGAGAAGGGCCACAAGACCUCGACGGCUGCUCCUGAGAGCGCUUGUGUCGUUCUGAACGACAUUCACGUUGAUAUCAUGGACUACAUCAAGCCCGCCUCGUGCACCGAGAUGCAGUUCAGGUCUAUGUGGACCGAGUUUGAGUGGGAGAACAAGGUGAACGUCAACACGACAUUCAGUGACCUCCACAAAUACCUGCAGCACAUGAUGAAGUCGACAAAUAUGGCCUGUCUCACCCCUUCAGCCUCCUUGGCCGGCAGCUGUGGCUUCCUCUCUGCCAAUCUUUACGCCAGGUCUCUCUUUGGGGAAGAUGCGCUGGCCAAUGUCAGUAUCGAGCAGCUGGACGAUGGGACUGUCCAAGGUCAUGUGAGGAUCAGGGCGAAGACGCAGGGCAUUGCUCUCUCGUUGGGUGACCGCAUCACUGUCGCUCAGAAGGGUCCCUCGGCAGAUGAUGACGAAGGAAGGGAUCUUGAUGCCGAGGACGUUGGAGACUUGCUACUGUGAUGCCGCCUGAUUGAGAUGUUUUCUGUACUUCUCUUCAGCCAGUGCCAUGAUCAACAUAUCCGAUCGAUAUUAAGUACAUUGAGAGAAUCUGUAUGUAAUGAAUGAU